Molecule: messenger RNA, 1903 nt
Organism: Leptopilina boulardi
Lineage: Eukaryota; Metazoa; Arthropoda; Insecta; Hymenoptera; Figitidae
Product: transmembrane protein 45B-like
Exons: 2
Coding region: 246-1001 (251 amino acids)
Source: RefSeq, a predicted model, not a curated record
UCAAAAAUUUAUAAUUAAUAGACGGAGAACAUGUUUUUUCUCUGUUCUUAUAUUUUAAUAAUGUAAUGUGAUAUUGUGCCAAUUAAUUUUAAUAAAUGUACAUUGUGUUAUUGAAGCUGUACAUUUGUCUAAUUCUUUAAAACACAUAACGUGAUGAAUGUGAUAAAUUAAAUAAUUGCUGUUCAUAACCCUACCCCCUGUGAAUAUAUUUCCAUUUGUCAUUAAAAAAAAAGGUAUUUUCAAUUAUGCAAGGAAGUGACAUUUCUUAUCUCCUGACAGGAGCAAUUUUCUAUAUUUUUGGUUUAAUUUGGUGUUUUGAAUAUGCAAUCUUCUGUUCACCUGGCAGACAAACUACACUCGAUGGACGUGGUUCAUCGCGAAAAAAUGGACGAUUUAGAAAAAUAUUCUCACGUUAUCCAUUGGAGGGUGUUUUAAAAUUAAUUGCCACUGUUAUUGGUCUCACUGGAACAUUGACAUAUUCACCAAAUAAUGGAAUUAUUUCAGCCAAAGUUAGAUAUGCAACGAUAUAUCUUUUUUUUGCAUUCUCCGGUCUAGUCGAUGUAUUUAAUUUUUAUUUUCCACACAAUUUUAGUAAUGGCCUCGUUAAAAUGGGUCUUGCACAAAGUUUUUUUGUCGAAGGCUUUUUAUUUUUGUGGGCAAAUAUUGGUGAUAAUUCAAUGGUCGAUGCAAUUCUCGCUGGAAUUGUAUGGAUGUCUGCAUUGUCAGUGACAUUGGAAAUAAUUUGGCCGGAAAUCAAAUUAUUAACCGGUGUAACAACAUUAUUGCAUGGAGCAUGGAUUGCUCAUAUGGUACGUGGUCAUGGUACAAAUUUUUUGACAUCUGAAGAAAUUGCUGUUAAUUUCUCGUGGCAUAUUGCUGUUGCUUCAACUGUUACACUUUGUAUUGUUGGUAUUACUCGAUGUUCAACUCCUCGUUUAUCGCGUGAAAUUCCACCGGAAAUUCCAAUUUAUGAUUAUUGUCAGGAACCGAGUCGUUCAUAAUAAAUUGACAGUUGAAACGACAAUGCCAAAUAUAGUCUUCCGCGCAAAAAAUCGGUUUUUAAAAAAAAAAAUGAUUCAGGAACUAAAAAAAGAGAUUGAUCAAAAAUGUUUGAGUUUUAAAUCAUUUUUAAUGACUGAUUUUUGAUUUUGCCUAUUGACGCUUUCUUUUAAAUGAGAUUAUGAUAAAAUAAAAAUUCUCAGUAUUUUAAGGUUCGAUAAACUAAGGAAAAGAUGUGUGUGAAAAGAAUUUAAAUUUAAUAACUGCCAUUCUUUUUUUAUAAUGAAACUCUUUUUACUGAUUUUUUACUUUUAGGUAUAAUAUUAAAUAUACCAGUGAUUAGUCUAUGUUUUUUUUUUUUUUACCGUGACGAAGUAGAUUUAUAAAUAUUUAUUUCGAUUUUUAUCCGCUCUACAAAUUCUUGUAGUUUACUGUUUCUAUUUAUUUAAUGUGAUCAAACUAGCCAAUUAAAAUAAUUUCUAAUUGCUUUAAUUAAAUGAUAAGUAGUUUGUAAUUUUCACAUUAGUGCCACAAUUUUAAUGAUCAAAUUCUUUGGGACUAUUUUUUAUUUGCUCUUAUUGUUAAGUAAAAUAAAUUUUAUAAUUUUUUUUUUUUUAUUAUAAAAAUUAUUUUAUUGUACAAUUAUAAUUAUUAUAAUUUAAUAAUUAUAAUAUAGUAAUUAUAUUUUAAAAUUAUAGAAUUAUGGCAGCGUUAAUGUCAAUAAUCUGCAACGAAAUAUACUCUGUGCCUUUCUAGUGCCUUGUGAUUCUUAAAAUAAUUAUACACUAUUUUUAUCACAUGACAACGAAUAUAAAUAAUCAAUAUCUUGUUUUAAACACUGACAAUAUGUAUUUUCUAUUAUCUGUGUACUAUUUUCUAUGGAAAUAUAUUCUUGUCUAAUUAA